This is a messenger RNA of Lathyrus sativus (Indian pea), 3681 nucleotides long. The record is from the annotation of a GenBank genome assembly. NCBI's taxonomy places the organism in Eukaryota, Viridiplantae, Streptophyta, Magnoliopsida, Fabales, Fabaceae.
AUGGCGGCGGUUAUUGUCGGAGAAACACUGGUCUCAGCUUCUAUGGAGGCGUUGUUACAAAAGCUUAUUUCUACUGAUUUCUCGGAUACAACGGUUGACGUUUCAUUGUUGAUAAAACUGAAGAAAACACUGGCGAGGGUUCAACCUUUACUUCGUCAUUAUUUCAAGAACACCAAAUGGCUGGAUUCGCUGAUAGAUCUUGCCUAUCAAGUUGACGCACUGUUUCACCAAAUCAACACUGAGGAAGCUCCCGAUCAAACCCUAACUCCUGCUACUAAGGUGCGAAACAUGUUUUCCUCUCCUUUCAAACAGUUUCAUGAGGUCAUUCAUUCUAAAGUUCUAGAUCUAACUGAAAGAUUAGAACGUUUGAUUUUGAGAGGAGAACAAGAUGGAUUGGAGUUUUCUAAUCGCAGCCGUGUUUGGCAUGGAACUCCUACGAAUUCUGUUUUGGAGGAUGGUUCUUCUAUUUAUGGAAGAGACGCUGAUAUUCAGAAACUUAAACAUCUUUUGUUGUCUAGUACUAGUGACUGUGAUAGUAAAAUAAGAGGGAUUUCUCUUGUUGGUAUGGGAGGGAUUGGUAAAACAUUCCUUGCUAAACACCUUUACAAUCAUCCACAAGUAAAGGACGAAUUUGAGUUAAAAGUAUGGGCAUAUAUCUCAAAAGAUUCCGACGCUGUUAGAGUUUUUGAAACCAUUCUUAAAUCUAUCACUUCACAAUCAAUUAGUAAUGGAAACGUCCUGAGUUCUCAAAUUCUUGAAUCUCACAUUGCAAAAGGAAAAUACACCAUUUACCAGAAUCUUCUAUUAAUGUCAUUGCAACGAAUUUUAAAUACUUCCAAAUUUUUGCUCGUGCUGGAUGAUGUGUGGGAUACAAAUUCUAUUAAUUGGAUCAGUUUGAUGGAUACCUUUAAUGCUGGGGAAAUGGGAAGUAAAAUCAUCAUCACAACACGCGAUGAAACAGUUGCAAGAUCCAUGCAAAUGAUUCUCUCUGUCCACUAUUUGAGGCCUCUACAAAAUGAAGAUUGCUGGUCUUUAUUUGCCAGAUAUGCAUUUGGAACAUGUAAUGACCAACAGCGAUCCUAUCUAGAAGAAAUUGGUAGGCCAAUUGCAAAAAAUUGUGAUGGAUUACCAUUAUCUGCAGUAGAACUUGGGGAUGUUCUUUACGGCAAAUUGUUUUCAAAUGACUGGAAUUCUGUGCUAAAAAGUAACAUUUGGGAAUCGACAAUUCCUGAGGUGCAUGCUGCUUUAGAAUCAAGCUACCAUUAUCUUUCGCCUCCUAUAAAACGAUGCUUUGCAUAUUGCUCUAUUUUUCCAAAGAACUCCAUCUUAGAAAAAGAAAUGGUUGUUCAGUUGUGGAUCGCAGAAGACUUGGUAGGCUCGUUCACAGGUCUGGAAAGAUGGAAAGUUGGAGAAGAAUACUUUGAUGUACUCGUGUCAAAAUCAUUGAUACAACGGCGGUCUACUGAGAACAAGGAAGAAAACUUUGAAAUGCAUAACCUUGUCCACGACUUAGCUACGAUGGUUUCAUCUUCAUAUUGUAUCAGGUUGGGCGAACAUUACCUACAUGUAAUGGUAAAAAAUUUGUCAUACAAUCGAGGGCUAUAUGACUCAUUUGAUAAAUUUAAUAAGUUGUAUGGAUUAAAAUAUCUACGUACCUUCCUAGCAUUGCCAUUACAAAAACAAUCGCCUCGUUGUUUGCUUUCAAACCAGGUAAUCCAUGACUUGUUGCCUACAAUGAAACAAUUAUGCGUGUUGUCUUUGUCCAACUACAAGAAUAUCACCGAGGUUCCCAAGUCUAUUGGAGAUUUGUUAUACCUGCAGUACUUAAAUCUUUCUCACACUAAUAUUGAAAGGCUGCCAUCUGAAACAUGCAACCUUUACAAUCUGCAGUUCCUGUUGUUAGGAGGUUGUAAAAGGCUCACUGAAUUGCCUGAGGACAUGGGAAAAUUGGUAAAUCUUCACCACCUUGACGUUAGUGACACUUCAUUGAAGAAGAUGCCCGUACAAAUAGCCAAACUAGAAAAUCUACACACUUUGUCCGACUUUGUUGUCAGCAAACAUAAUGAUGGAUUAAAGGUUGCAGAUUUGGGAAAAUUCCCUAACCUACAUGGAAAACUUUCCAUCUCACAACUACAAAAUGUUAAUGACCCCUUUGAAGUAGAUCAAGCCAAUACAAAGAUGAAAGAACAUAUAAAAGAAUUAGCUUUGGAAUGGGACUAUGGUAGUACUUUUCCAGAUUCACAAAUACAAAGUGCAGUACUUGAACAUUUACAACCCUCAACAAAUUUGGAAAGUCUCACUAUCAAAGGUUGUGGUGGAAUCAGCUUUCCAAAUUGGUUAGGUGAUUUUUCAUUUAGAAACAUGGUGUAUUUAAAGAUCUCAAAUUGUGAUGAUUGUUUAUGGCUUCCACCCCUUGGACAAUUAGAGAAUCUAAAAGAGCUCUUUAUUGAAGGGAUGCCAUCAGUACAAACAAUUGGUACUGAGUUUUAUGGAAGUAAUAGCUCUUCAUUUCAACCAUUUCCCUCCUUAGAGAUCCUACAUUUUGUGGAAAUGCAGGAGUGGGAUGCAUGGAACUUAACUGGAGGUACAUAUAUAAAGUUUCCUUGUCUCAAAACUUUGUCACUAAGUAAGUGCCCGAAACUGAUAGUAGGAAACAUAGCUGACAAAUUUCCUUCCUUAACUGAACUUGAGUUAAGAGAAUGUCCUUUACUGGUUCAAUCAAUGCAUUUAUCUGAUCAUGUAUUCCAGCAACUGAUCUUCCCUUUGAGUUCUCUUCAACAAUUGACCAUAGACGGCAUUCCAUCUUCAAUGUCUUUUCCAGAAGACGGUCUACCAAAAACCUUGAAAUUUCUCAUAAUCAAUAAUUGUGAAAAUCUAGAGUUCCUUGCUCAUGAAUACUUGUCCAAUUACACAUCGCUUGAGGAGCUGAAAAUAUCUUAUAGCUGCAAUUCAAUGACAUCAUUUACCUUGGGUGCUCUCCCUGUCCUCAAGAGACUGUUUAUUGAGGGUUGUAAAAAUCUGAAAUCAAUAUUAAUCGUAGAAGAUGUGUCACUAAAGAGUCUCUCAUUUCUUAGAAGCAUCAAAAUAUGGGAUUGUACUGAAUUGCAGUUAUUUCCCCCAGGUGGAUUGGCCACUCCAAACCUUGUUUAUUUUGCAAUAUGGAAGUGUGAGAAGCUUCCUUCACUGCCUGAAGCAAUGCACAAUCUAACUAAUCUUCAAGAAAUGGAAAUUGAUAAUCUACCAAAUCUUCAAUCGUUUGUCAUAGAUGAUUUACCUUACGCUUUGCGGGAACUGACUGUUGGCUCUGUUGGAGGGAUUAUUGAGCCAACUUGGGAACGUCUCACUUGUCUUUCAGUGUUGCGAAUUACCGGUGAUGGUACAGUGAACACGCUGAUAAGGUCAUUUCUACCUGCAUCGCUUGUGACAUUAUGCAUUCAUGGUCUUAAUGAUACAAGCAUUGAUGGGAUGUGGCUUCAACAUCUCAAUUCUCUCCAAACCCUUGAGAUUAUUAACGCUCCCAAACUCAAGUCGUUGCCCAAAGGAUUGCCUUCCUCUCUUUCAGUACUAAGUAUCACUCGCUGUCCAUUAUUGAUAGCAGCAUUGCGGAGGAAGCGAGGGAAAGAGUGGCGUAAGGUUGCUCACAUUCCUGCCAUAAUUAUCGACGACGAAUUGAUCACAUAA